GUGUUCAAAAUGAUUACCCACCAAAUUCUCCUCCUCCAAAUAUGUCUGGCGAUGGUGGCAUUGGGAGCGCCCCUGAUAGAUUCAGAUGUUAAAUCAAACACAACAUCAUGUUGUACAAUAUCUCGUUGUACAGAAAUUCCAAUGAGUGACGAAAAUCACGAUAUCUUCCAAUGUUAUAAAAAAGAAGUUUGCGGUGAAGAAUGUACGGAUUACAAGAAAAGACCUCUACCUCCAGUUCCUCAAUACCAAAGAAAAAAUUACUACGUAAAAAAAAUAUGCAACAUAUACGGAUGCUAUGACUACGCUUUCGACUGUAGGAGAUGUUUAGAUCCAAAACGAGGCGAUUUCAAUCCGUAUAAUAUUAACGAGAAUUGUAUGAAUUGUUACUAUUAGAAAAUAUAAUGUAAAAUUUAUGUUUCUGAGUUUUUCUAUAAACUUAAGAAGAAAGCCAUAAAAUAUAAAAA
Diorhabda carinulata is the source of this 464-nucleotide messenger RNA. RefSeq lists its product as uncharacterized. The coding region runs from base 10 to 393 and encodes 127 amino acids. Lineage: Eukaryota; Metazoa; Arthropoda; Insecta; Coleoptera; Chrysomelidae. The transcript is spliced from 2 exons. The record is from RefSeq and is a predicted model, not a curated record.